CCGGCCCGGCCCGGCCGCCAUGGCGGCUGCGGCAGCGGCGGUGGUGGACAGCGGCUUCCUCCGCUCCCCGCGGGGCGCUGUGAAGAUCGCCCGCGCGGUGGUGGCGUUCGUAACGUUCCUCUGCUUCGUGGCGUCCCGCUCGGGCGGGGCGUACACCGCCCUGGCCCUCAUGGAGACGGUUAUCACGGCGCUGUUUUUUCUGCUGUACGUGCUAAAGCUGGACAAGAAGAUGAGGUGGCUCUUCUGGCCGUUGGCGGAUAUUUUCAACUCGGUGAUUGCAGCAUUGUUCCUCCUCAUUGUGUGCCUGUUUGCAAUAAUAAUCAAGACCAACAAUGGGACACUGGCUGGAGGAGUGUUUGGUCUUGUAUUACUUGUUCUCUGUGUUGUCGAUGCAGUUCUUCUUUUCCAGAAGAUUAGCCUUGGUGGACCAAGAGGAAGGAAUACUCCUGCAAAAUAAGAUUACCAUUUUAGGAAAGAACACUUUCCUCACUGAUGACCGCUUUACUGUUUCCUUUUAAAAAAUUUGUAUUGUCAGGUGUUCACCUUUGAAUUUCCUGUGCAUUUGUGUACAUUUUUGCAAGUAUUGUUCCUAAGUUUUCCUACGCUUACAAAUGUACUUUCAGUGUUGCAAUUUCACCAUUAUGAGCUUCACAGAAAAUUGUUCUGUUUUUCUAAACUUAAUUCCAUUUUCACCUGUAUGAAACUUAAGUUUCAGAAUUGUCUCUCUGUAAUAAAAAGAAAAUACAAAUAGGCUUAA
Harpia harpyja (harpy eagle) is the source of this 757-nucleotide messenger RNA. RefSeq names its product chemokine like factor (gene CKLF). The coding region runs from base 20 to 457 and encodes 145 amino acids. The transcript is spliced from 5 exons. Gene Ontology annotation, cellular component: membrane. The record is from RefSeq and is a predicted model, not a curated record. Lineage: Eukaryota; Metazoa; Chordata; Aves; Accipitriformes; Accipitridae.